This is a messenger RNA of Pseudophryne corroboree (corroboree frog), 2316 nucleotides long. RefSeq names its product uroplakin-3b-like. The transcript has 6 exons. Lineage: Eukaryota; Metazoa; Chordata; Amphibia; Anura; Myobatrachidae. The record is from RefSeq and is a predicted model, not a curated record. Gene Ontology annotation, cellular component: membrane. The coding region runs from base 67 to 825 and encodes 252 amino acids.
ACAGAAAGCAUUCGCAGGGAAAUACUCUACUACAGACCCUCACAUGAAAACCUGAAAAGCACAGUGAUGGAUCUACAGGUUACACUGGGGUUACUCCUAGCUGUGUCGGCUGUUACAGCUGCUCCAGAUAUUCUGAACUACACUCCAGAGAUUGCAAAUAUUACCGGCAAUGUGACCGACAGAGCAUUUGUGCUGGUUCAACCAAACUGCAUUUUUACUCCAUUUACUACAGAUAAUGUGUGGCUGGUAGUUGCACUGAAUACAACUUUUUUAAGUCUAAAUGAUACAGAGCUUGGAACUCCAUCUUCAUAUACUUCGUUCAUGAAUGGUGAGACUUCUUAUUAUCGUACUUUACUACUCGCUACUGGACAAUACCCAUGCUUACUCAAUUCUACAAACUCAAUGUAUUUGCUACAAAUUGGCUCUGAAACAAACUGCACGGGAAAUUUGUUCUGCAAUGGUCCAUUAAAUGCAAAUCAUACAUACAGAACAAAAUUUAUUUUGCUAGAUAGUACUGGUUUAUCUGCGGAAACAAAGUGGUCUACUGAAAUUGUCCUGAAAACAGCUACAGACAAAGAAAACAUUGUUUUGCCUUUUAGUCGAAGUGGGGGAAUGAUUGUCAUAACUGUCCUACUUUCUGUUCUACUGGCUAUUUUGCUGAUUUGUUUAAUUGUGGCUUUAAUUAUUGGAAGUAAGAACAUUUGCUGGAGAAGAAUAAUGGACAAGAAUGACUUUAGGUCAGAUGAUUUGGAUUAUAUGACCAGUGGGACAUAUACUUCACAAUACAAGAAGAUCUUCAAAACACCUAUUUAUGAAGAAGUGUAAAUUUAGGUUUACUUGCAAAAUAAGGCUCUUUACUGGUCUUGUUACUUCUAUGAACAUAUUUGCUGCCAAUAAUCAAAUCUAAUCCCAUCCUAUAGACAGACUAAACAAAAGUGUAAAACCAAUGAAUAGCAUUAUAAACAUUUAUACAUCUCUUAUAGGGGGUAAUUCUGAGUUGAUCAUAGAUAUGCUAAAUUUAGCACAUCCAGGAUCAUUUACUCUGACAUGCAGGGAGACGCCAGCACAGGGCUAGUCCGCCCCGCAUUUCAGGCCCUACCCCCAACCGCGCACAAGUACAAAAGCAUUGCACAGCAGCAAUGCUUUUGUACUUGACAAGUAGCUCCUUUCCUGCGCGCUGGCAGGGAGCUACUUGUCGCAUUCUAGGUUGCAGCGGCUGCGUGUGAUGUCACGCAACCACGGCGGCCCACCCUCCACACGGUCCGGGCACGCCUGCGUUGCCCGGACCAUGCUCCCAAAACAUACAGAGACGAUCGCUGGGCUGAGAUGCCGAAAACAUCUCUGGCAUGCACAUGCGCCCUGCGGCGCAUGCACAGUUCAGACCUGAUCGCCCGCUGUGCGAAAACGCACAGCAGCCAUCAGGUGUGAAUUAGCCCCAUUGUUCAUAGAUCAAUGCAUAUAACUGAUAGUCACCCAUUUAUAGCAUUCUUCUGUCUACUAUAUAUGAUUUUACAUUACAUUUUUGAGAGUAAACCUUUUAAUUAUAGACUAUGGGAUCUAUGUAAUUAAGCCAAUUUGUCCACUUGCCUUCUCCCCGUCAUUACAUGAGCGCCUCCAUGGUGGCAGCAGGGCAGAUGGGACUGUAGCUCCAGGUCUCCACAUAAGAGAGGCACAUCAUCAAGACAGCAUGAUGAUGACCGGCUGCACAGCUGGACACAGAGUCGGCCAUGAACCAAAUGCAUUAAAUUUGUAUUUUUAUUUUCCUCACAAAUUAUGCAAUUUGUCUACUUUGGGAGACAUUGGAACUGAUAAUGCAGAGGAUGUACACACCCACUAGGCACUGGCCACACCCACACAUUGCAGGUCACAGCUCCUCCUCUUCUCGCACUAGGUCCUUGAUUAUUUUUGGUCCCAGGCCCAUUUGGCCUUUAAUCUGGGUCUGGGUUGGAGCGCCCAGUGGAGGGAAGGUCAGCUGUGUUUUAUAUAAUAACCAAAUGCUGCAGAUCUGAUCUGCUCCAAACAAAAACUAUGUAGAGGCCUAUAUAUUAUUAGCUGACAUACAUAGUUUUGCAUAACGGUGGUCAUGUGACCUAACUCGUCUACUGGAAACCAUUUAUAUGUGAUGAUAUAUUGUUUUUGGGACUAUAUACUCUGGCAUAUUUUCUAAGUCUGUGUGCUGAAAAUGCUCAACUGGAGCUACGUCUGUUCCUGCAAUGUACAGUUGGCUAAUUCAGACCUGAUCGCUGAUGUGCGUUUUCAGGUCUAAACUGCGCAUGCGAAGCAGUGCGCAUGUGCAUGCCAGAGAUGCAAUUGGCA